UGAGCUGAAGGGACCAGCAUAUAAAACCCGAAAACCCUUCCCGCGUUUUCAUUUCCUUGAACACUGUUCGAAUUGUACUCAGAAUCCCCAACUAUCCCCAAUUCCAAACCUCUCGAUUUCGAUUCCGGUUCCGAAUUCCGAGUCCGGUUCCGGUUCCGAUUCACAAUUCCGAAUCUCCUUCUCUAUCUCGGCCGCCGAGUGAUGUUGAAGACGAAUGCGUUCAAGGGAGCCAAUGUCUUCAUGUCUCGGAACCUCGUGCCGCCCGAAAUCUUCGACGCUCUUCACGACGCUCUCAAGCAAAAUGGCGCCGAGGUCUUCCUCUGCUGCGAUCCUUCUCGCAACGGCCCCAACGAUUUCCACAUUAUCUCUUCCUUCGAUCAUGAGAAGUUUGAGGAUCUUAGAGCCAAGGGUUGUAAUUUGCUCGGUCCUCAAUGUGUGUUUUCCUGUGCAAAAGAGCAUAAGGUGCUGCCCAAACAAUGGUUUACUUGUUGCCUUGCUAUGGAUGGUGUCAAGGUUCUUGCUUCUGGUUUUGAGGUGGAUGAAAAGGCUAAGAUAGAAAAGUUAGUAACAGCAAUGGGGGGAGUGUUGCAUACCAGAGCAUCUUCAGAUGUUAACUUUGUCAUUGUAAAGAAUGUUUUGGCUGCAAAAUACAAGUGGGCAGUACAAAUCUUGAAGAAACCAAUUGUAACCAUCAAUUGGUUAUACCAGUGUUGGAAUGAACAUCGAAUUGUUCCUCAAGAAUCAUUCAGAGUUCUCCCUUUUUCUGGAUUGACAAUUUGUGUUACCAGAAUUCUAGCAGAUGAGAGGAAGGAGAUAGAAAAGCUUAUUAUACAAAAUGGUGGGAAAUAUUCUGCUGAACUUACCAAGAAGUGUACUCACCUAAUUUCUGAGGCUCCUGAAGGUGAUAAAUAUAAGGUUGCACGAAGAUGGGGCCACAUUCGUGUUGUCACUCGGAAAUGGUUUGAUCAAUCUCUUGCUAGAAGAGCAUGUCUUAAUGAGGAGUCCUAUCCUGUUCCGGGUAGUUCUGAAUCUUCAAAUAAAAUUGCAAGGGGUUCUGUGAAGAUGCAGCUUAGUAGUCAAGGUAAAGGUAUUGGGAAUUUGCAGUCUACAUCAUCAUCAGUGGCUGGAGAUCCGAAUUUACCAGGAGGUUCUUGUGGUGGAUUUGUAGAUCCGGAUAUGGAAGCUACUCUCUCACAAAACAUAGGUUCUGUAUUUUCUGUUACCCCUGUCACUGAGAAAGAAGAGGAUAGUGAAGUACCUACAGUGCAGCCCAAAGUUGAAAAGAACCUAACAAAUCUUGAUGAUUGUGUUGCCAAUGAUUCUCAAUCUGAAGAUAGUGACCUUUACUUGUCCGAGUGCAGAAUUUUACUUGUUGGAUUCGAAGCUUCUGAAAUGCGCAGAUUAGUUAAUAUGGUUCGCAGAGGUGGAGGCUCCCGGUAUAUUCUGUUUAAUGAUAAAUUGACACACAUAGUAGUUGGAACUCCUUCAGAGAAUGAAAAGAAGGAGGUAAGGGGCCUUGCUGCUAUGGGUGUCAUUCAUGUGGUGAGAACCACUUGGCUUGAAGAUUGUGAUCGUGAAAAGAAAGAGAUCCCUGUUUUUCAGAGGCACAUUGCCAGUGAUUUACUUCUUCCUAAAGGAGCGCUGACAGGCAUGACUAGUAUCAAUCAAGUUAGAAUAUCUGCUGCUCAUCUUAGCGUGCCAUCUAAUCGAUUACCAGGGAAUACAAGUGUUGGAACUGGAAUGCCAUCAUCAUCAGAUAAAAUCAGAGAAGAGAAACCCCAAGUCAACAUGAAAGGUGACAGCUUAAUGGAAACAGUGACAAGAUCAUCUCAGCAGAGUCAACUUUCUGUUGGAAAUAUUAAAAGUAAGGGUCAAAUAGAUGCUAGAAACAAGGCUCGACCAAAUAUACAUCAUGAUUCAGUUCAGAAUGGGAAGUUGUCAAGUGUAUUUAAGGGCAAAAUAUUUUGCUUCUCAAAUUCCUUUCCUGAAGAUAGGAAAGCUGAAAUCAUUCAAUGGGUAAAUCAAGGAGGAGGAGAGGUAGUUGAUGAUCAUUUAAAACAGAGUGUGCAUUUCACUAUUGAGUGUCAUGGUGUUGUUCCAAAAUCUACGGAUGCCCUUCAAAUUACCUAUGUAUCAAGUCACUGGAUCCGUUCUUGUUUAGAGGAUGGACGCUUGCUGGAUGUUAGUAGUCACAUUCUCUAUUCUCCACUUCCAUGCCGGAUUCCUUUACCUGGAUUUGAAAGCUUUCGGUUUUGUGUUUCGCAAUAUGAAGAGAAAGAUAGACUGUUAUUGAGAAAUUUAUGUUUUGUUCUUGGAGCUAAAUUUGUAGAAAAAUUGACCAAGAAGGUCACCCAUCUAUUGUGCAAAUUUGUGAAUGGACCAAAAUACGAGGCUGCUUGUAAAUGGGGGAUACACUCGAUUACAUCCGAGUGGAUAUUUGAGUGUGUCAAGCAGAAUAGGGUUGUUCCUCUGGAUUCAUUCUGUCCAAAAGAAGUCAGUGCGCAAGACCAAGAGGCAGGGUUGUGUACAUUCAGUCAGUUUCCUACACAAGCUGUCAGAAUGAUAUCUAGAGACACUCCAUCUCAGAUUCCAAGUCAAUUAGAAGACAUGAGAAACUCACCAACUGAAAGCAUUGGUUGCAAAACUGGCAGCCUCAGGGAAGAGGCCGAACAAUUAAGUUCUUUUAGUAAAAAGGCAAGGGUUUUGGAAAAUGUUGGCAAAAAGGGCUUACUUUCUUCUGAGACACAUUUAAGUCUUCCUAUCUGCAAUAUGAAUUCAGCUGAAGACAACAUGGCAAAGGAUACAGAUGAAGUGUCACAUGUUGUUCCUGAUGUUGCUGCAGCCAUUGAGGACUUGUUGGAGCAGACAAGCAAGAUUCAGGAUCCAAAUUCACCAGGGAGGACCGAAUGCAGUAAAAAUCUUUUCUCAUCUAGUUGUUCAACCCUUGGUCAAGACCAUUCAGAUACACACACUGUCAUUGGGUUAUCAAAGCACUGGUUAAACAGAGAGUUUCUUAUCAAAUUUGUGGAUUGGAAGUAUGGCUUGAUCUCUGACCCAUAUUCUCAGGCUCAAUUUAUGGCUACAUGGACUGGGAGAAAAGAUGACAUCUACAAGUCUUCUGGAGACGGAAAUGGAUAUGAUGGUUUUAGUGAAACACAGACUGAUUCUCAGAUCGUUGGUUAUGAAGAAGAUUUAUCAGGCAGACAAAUGCUUAUAGACAGGGUUCGAACACGGAGUAGCAUGACUUGAAAAUAACAGUAUGCCCCUCGUAUAAUAGAAAAACGUUGCAGGUAUAGCGUACAAAAUGCUUAUCCAAGGUUUGGCUAUUGAUCUUGGUAUCGUUCAGCGAAUGAUACGGCAGAAUUUCUUUUCUGCACCGACGCAAAUUUCUUUGGGAGGUCAAGACAGAGAUUUUGUUAGCAACUGUAUCCAUUGUACAUGGCUUCUUUUUUUUUUUUUUUUUUGGUAUCCAAAUUUUAUGUUUCAGUUAGUGUAUAUAUAUGUUCCAACCAUAAAAUUGGUCCUUAAACCCUCUUGUUUUGGAACAUUGAAUCCACAAUGCAAAGGAGAAAGAAAAACAACAAUGCUCAGCAUUUGCAAUUAGAAAUUAAAAGUUUUAUAUGUACAUAUUUGUUCUUAUUUUUAUGUU
Molecule: messenger RNA, 3649 nt
Organism: Ziziphus jujuba (common jujube)
Lineage: Eukaryota; Viridiplantae; Streptophyta; Magnoliopsida; Rosales; Rhamnaceae
Exons: 18
Coding region: 202-3249 (1015 amino acids)
Biological process (GO): mitotic G2 DNA damage checkpoint signaling; mitotic DNA replication checkpoint signaling; DNA replication initiation
Source: RefSeq, a predicted model, not a curated record